Cicer arietinum (chickpea) is the source of this 781-nucleotide messenger RNA. Its product is annotated as upstream activation factor subunit UAF30. The record is from RefSeq and is a predicted model, not a curated record. Lineage: Eukaryota; Viridiplantae; Streptophyta; Magnoliopsida; Fabales; Fabaceae.
ACGGUACGCUUCAAUCCAAUAAGAUACCGCCACGUGGAUCGUAAUUGCAAUAACUAAACGUUCCGAAGCGAACAUCGAAGUUCAACAAACGGGAAGAGAACCCAAUACCAAAAACCUGAACUCUCUCUCUCUAGGGUUUUAGUAUUUGAAAACGAAAAGCAUUUUCUCAGAGCGAUCAUGGCAUCAGCUAGGGUUUUCGGAGCAUUUGCCGGAAGAGUGCUCAUGGCGGCUGCUGCGAAGGGAGCGGCGAAGAAGGCUACUGCGUCAGUCGGAGCUGCUUCCACGAAGGUCGUGAAGAAAACGGUUGCGAGCAAGAGUAACGUAGGCAUACAGAAGGUGGUUCCGGUCUCUUCUGAACUCGGAAAUUUCCUCGGUUCUCCUGAAGUUUCCAGAACCGACGCUGUUAAAAGAGUUUGGGAAUACAUCAAGCUGCAAAAUCUUCAGAAUCCUAGUAACAAGAAAGAGAUCUUUUGCGAUGAAAAGCUGAAGACCAUUUUCGAUGGGAAAGACAAAGUAGUGUUCACUGAGAUUGCAAGAUUGCUGGCCAACCAUUUCGUGAAGUCAUCCUGAAAUUCAGCUCAGGUGGAUUCUUAACAAUGGUAACAUGCUCUAGUACAUUAAGUAGGUCUUUUCAUUGUCAACUACAUAUUUUGUGAUCAACCGGUGAAGAAACUUGGGAAUUUGUAAUAUCUGACCAUUACUUGGGUUUUGAAAGUGGUGUUAUUUUGUCGCACUAUCUUAUCUAUAUCUUUCUUAUAUAUUUCCAAGCCUUAUGCGUCCA